Molecule: messenger RNA, 1094 nt
Organism: Somion occarium
Lineage: Eukaryota; Fungi; Basidiomycota; Agaricomycetes; Polyporales; Cerrenaceae
Source: the annotation of a GenBank genome assembly
AGACAUAUCUUUAUUAUCAUUUAACAUAGGGCGCGGCCUUCCAGGACAAUCCGUCGGGGGAAUGAUCAUCAUCUCCUGGCAGCAUACGGGGAUGCUGACUUCGACACAAAGAACCAUCAACCAUCUAUCGGAGGGAUCAGAUAUCACUGGAUAAGAACGAGCCAAGGAAAUAUCCGAGAGCUGCACGUCAGAGUUGGCUUCCUCCUUGCACCUGGAUGGACCGUAUCCAUGCAUCGUUCUAGAAGAAAGAUGACUUGGUUUGAUUCUAUUUUGCAAGGGUUCUGAUAUAGAUGGUCCUUGUUCUACGUAUUGAGUCAACGCUCAGUCACUCAAAAAUGUGGCGAACCUCGUGGAGAGUCUAUACUCUGAGGCCUGCACCAGGAAAGACAAGUGAUUCGGCGUUUGACUGAAUCUCUGAAGUCACUCCUCAAUCCCUCUACUCCCUGCAUUCCGUCCUCGCACUCUUCCAAUACUGACCAUGGCUCACGUAAUGCACCCCGGCGAUAUCUAUGUUGCUACAUUCUCGCGCAGAGCUGGUGUCGAUCGUCUUUGGAUGAUCGUAGUCUUCGAAGGAAACAAUACAUUCACGAAAUAUCACGCCGCCUGCAGUUUCAGCCAGGCAUGGUCCUACCAAACGGGUACUAACAACGUGCUUGCGAGCCUGAACCUCGGGACUAUGAACAAGAUUGGUUCUCUAGUGAACUCUGGUUGCACCACGCACGACCUUCAGACAAUUUUUUCUGCUAUAGAACUGAGAACUCCUCGCGAGUUCGGAGGUCGCAAGGAACCUUUCAAUUGCAGAAUCUGGACCCUUGUAGGCAUCCGCGACCUGCACGGGGCGAAUGAUGCCUUAGCUGUACCCCAUGGCCCCGUCGUUUGGCACACCUGUGUUUCCUCCCAUUGAGCUACGACGUGCUUCGCCCACUCUAUAUUGUCGAAUACGGCGACUUACAAGUUCCUUUUGUAAGCUUGCUAUACUAUUUCAUGCCCUUGUUGUAUUCCUGCCGGUAUAUCAACUGAAGAAGACAGGCUCAUUGUAGUGCAAGGAUGGUUGUACAUGUAGCAUUUCUGUACGAGAUAACGUCAUAUCAUAC